Ochotona curzoniae (black-lipped pika) is the source of this 732-nucleotide messenger RNA. It is a transcript of the gene RPS9, whose product is annotated as ribosomal protein S9. Gene Ontology annotation, molecular function: structural constituent of ribosome; rRNA binding. The transcript is spliced from 5 exons. Gene Ontology annotation, biological process: positive regulation of translational fidelity; translation. Lineage: Eukaryota; Metazoa; Chordata; Mammalia; Lagomorpha; Ochotonidae. Bases 98 to 682 code for a protein of 194 amino acids. The record is from RefSeq and is a predicted model, not a curated record. Gene Ontology annotation, cellular component: cytosolic small ribosomal subunit.
CGGAGCCGCUAUAAGAAGGCGGCGAGGGCGUUUCCGGGCCUCUCUUUGGCGCUGACGGCAUCUUUGCUUUAGGCGCGGAUCGCCAGGCCGAGCCAACAUGCCGGUGGCCCGGAGCUGGGUUUGUCGUAAGACGUACGUGACCCCGCGGAGACCCUUCGAGAAGUCCCGCCUCGACCAGGAGCUGAAGCUGAUCGGCGAGUAUGGGCUGCGCAACAAGCGCGAGGUUUGGAGGGUCAAGUUCACCCUGGCCAAGAUCCGCAAGGCUGCGCGGGAGUUGCUGACGCUGGACGAGAAGGACCCGCGGCGGCUGUUUGAGGGCAAUGCCCUGCUGCGGCGGCUGGUGCGCAUCGGCGUGCUGGACGAGGGCAAGAUGAAGCUGGACUACAUCCUGGGCCUGAAGAUCGAGGACUUCCUGGAGCGGCGGCUGCAGACUCAGGUCUUCAAGCUGGGCCUGGCCAAGUCCAUCCACCACGCCCGCGUGCUCAUCCGCCAGCGCCACAUCAGGGUCCGCAAGCAGGUGGUGAACAUCCCGUCCUUCAUCGUGCGCCUCGACUCGCAGAAGCACAUCGACUUCUCGCUGCGCUCCCCGUACGGCGGCGGCCGCCCGGGCCGCGUGAAGAGGAAGAACGCCAAGAAGGGCCAGGGCGGGGCGGGGGCUGGCGACGACGAGGAGGAGGAUUGAGCCUCCUGGCCCCUGUUCCACACUGAUAAUAAAGCAGGUUCCACAGUGGA